Messenger RNA from Morus notabilis, 1659 nucleotides. Its product is annotated as cytochrome c-type biogenesis ccda-like chloroplastic protein. NCBI's taxonomy places the organism in Eukaryota, Viridiplantae, Streptophyta, Magnoliopsida, Rosales, Moraceae. Gene Ontology annotation, biological process: cytochrome complex assembly. Gene Ontology annotation, cellular component: membrane. The transcript is spliced from 12 exons. The record is from RefSeq and is a predicted model, not a curated record. The coding region runs from base 324 to 1364 and encodes 346 amino acids.
CUUCAAUUUCACUGGUCACUAUCCAACUCUCCGUUUCGUUCCGUGAAGCAAACUCCAAAUCGGAACUCUUUCACUCUCUCUCUCUCUCUCUCUCUCGACGGCGAUUCUCUUAUUAAAAACAAAAAAUCUAUUACCCGCUGUUUGGCUGCUGAGAAAGAGAAAGAAACAAAGAAAUUGAGCGUAAAAGUUUGAAACUUCGUUUCGUUGAACGUCUAACGAGAAAAAGGAGCAUACUAGGAUUUGAAAGAUUUCACUUGAUUGCCUGCUUAUUUCCUAGCGCUUGAAUCUUCUGGUUUUGAAAAUUCUCGUUAAUAAGCGUAAAGAUGAGUUUGGUCCUUAACUGUUGCGCUAGUUAUGGCAUUUCAAGCUUCAAGCGUGGCCUCAGAAGCAUCCCUAGUAAGCAUGUGGUGCCAAUGGCAUCGCUCAAGGGAUUUUCCACUGAUGAGGCUCCUUGUAAAGAUCUUGCACCAUUGUCAAAGAAUGAUGGAAGUGGCAGCUUUAACUUUUACACAUUUGUAAAUGCCAUGGCAGUGGCAAAUUUGGUUGCAGUGGACGUGGCAAAGGCAGAAAAUGCUGCUUCAGUUUAUACUUUGUCUGAUGGUGGUCUUGGGGAUUGGUUUGGGGGCUUCCUUUAUUCAGCAGGACAGCAGGCUAAUGAAGCUGUUCAGGACCAGUUAUCUGCCGUAAGUUUCAGUAGUUUGGCAGUUAUUUUCGGGGCAGGACUCGUGACCAGCCUUUCUCCUUGUACUCUAAGUGUUUUACCACUGACCCUUGGUUACAUUGGAGCAUUUGGCUCCGGGAAAAGCAGAGCAGAGGUUGUUGGUAAUUCAGUUGCAUUCUCGUUGGGAUUGGCGACUACACUAGCAAUAUUAGGCAUAGCAGCCUCAUUUGCUGGAAAGGCAUAUGGACAGAUUGGGCAAGGGUUGCCUUUGGCUGCUUCAGGUUUAGCUGUUGUUAUGGGUCUUAAUCUCCUCGAGAUAAUUGAAUUACGACUCCCUUCUUUCUUUGACAAUUUUGAUGCUCGUGCUGCGGCUGCUAAUUUUCCAUCAAGCGUGCAAGCUUAUCUAGCUGGGCUUACAUUCGCUUUAGCUGCCUCGCCAUGCAGUACACCAGUGCUUGCUAGUCUGUUAGGAUAUGUAGCUACGUCCAAGGAUCCAGUUAUAGGGGGAAGCCUACUGUUGACUUACACGACUGGCUAUGUUGCUCCUUUGCUCCUUGCUGCUUCUUUUGCUGGAGCAUUGCAGAGCCUGCUCUCGUUUCGCAAGUUCUCAGCAUGGAUCAACCCAGUAAGUGGUGCUCUUCUAUUAGGCGGGGGCGUGUAUACUUUCUUGGAUAGACUUUUCCCGCCCACAAUGUCCAUGUAGAAUUUUUUUCUGUACAGAAAACAUAAAUUGAAAUGAAACGAAAUGUAAAAAUAAUCUCAAGUAAACAUUACUUACAUCCUCCGUCUCUCAUUUUCCAGCAGUUUUCUUUCACUUAAUUUAAUAGCGUUACAUAGGAUACAAAUACAGCAGAUUUACCCUUUACAAUGUAUUUUGUUUCUUCUCCUAUAUAAGGUCGUGAAAAAAAUUAAGGCCUUGUUGGAAGGAGAGAAAAUAGGAAGGAGAGAGAGAUAACUUAGUAGGUAAGAGAAAUUAAGAGGGAAUGAGAAGUCCUUUA